This is a messenger RNA of Angiostrongylus costaricensis, 309 nucleotides long. Lineage: Eukaryota; Metazoa; Nematoda; Chromadorea; Rhabditida; Metastrongylidae. The record is from the annotation of a GenBank genome assembly.
AUGACUGCUUCAAUGUCAUCUCCAUCGACAAUUGUUUCAUCACCUCGAACUGGGGAUUAUCACUGGGCUCUAACCGAGCCGUUCGAAUGCGAUCGCGAACCGUUACCUGAGGGAAUUCUCACUAUUACGCAGCGUCCGAUUCCAUAUUCACGUGAAGAAGUGGUGAAUGUUGGCGUCUUCAGAGUUCAGAGCGAUUAUCUCAUAAAGCCGAUUAUUCUGCCAUUUGAUAGCGAGGACAACAUCUUUGAUGUUAAACAAACGAAGAGCGAGCAUAAAUGCAAGUUCCAUCUUACUUUAUCAGUGUUCUAA